AGAUAUCUUUUCGAGCGACAACAACAAAAACAGCAGAAAAAUGCCGCUCCUGGCCUAGAGCUACAUCUUCCUGGUCUUCUUCAAGAUGGUCUUCCUGGUGAUCUUUUUCGGGGCCAUGCACGGCCUUUUCCUGCUGCCCGUCUUGCUCUCGCUCUUUGGACCUGGUUCUUGCCUCACCUGGACGGGCAAGGAUGACGGCAGCGACGUAGAGGUGGACGACAGUUUGGAUGAGCGACAGUUGGAGAAGCCUUUCUCGCAGUCCUACUACAUGCAGUACCCGACCAUGGACCCUACAGCUCAAAGGGUUUUCUGGGAGCCCCUUAUAAGGCAUACGGCAUGGACGAGAAGGACCUGGGCCUGGGCACCUCUGGCGAGGAUUCCUCGGAGAGCAGCUCGAGUCGAUUGCAGCGCCGUCACCAGCAGGCCGCCGCCGCUGAGGACGAGGCAGUUAUCCGGGAGUCGCCCCUUUCCACUGAUUAUUUGGCAAAAGCCCAGCCGAGGCUCUUCCGCUCACGUCUCUGUAUUUAUAUUUUAA
This is a messenger RNA of Drosophila kikkawai, 535 nucleotides long. The record is from RefSeq and is a predicted model, not a curated record. Lineage: Eukaryota; Metazoa; Arthropoda; Insecta; Diptera; Drosophilidae.